AUGUUCCGACAGAUUGACUCAACCCUCCACUUCACCGUCGGAAAUCGCACGACCCGUUCCGAACCGGUCGGCCAACGGGCAACGCACCGCAAGUUUGCCUGGCGGGCGCACAUCAGCGGCAAACGCACCCAAGAUGCCGACCCAAGGCGGGGUGGAAAUACCACGCUGCUCCAAAGCUGCUUGCCGAGUCCCGUCCCUGUGCUCUUGGAAUUUCCCAUCUACAUUUGCUGCAGUCUUGCUGCUUCGCCGCCAAACUACCUCGACGACACGGGGUCCGUAUUAGUCGCUGUUUUUCUUCUCGCAGCAAUGUCGGCGACGACGAGCCAGAAACAGGGCGUCCUAGCCUCUGAGGAGGGCAAUGAUGACGAUUUACAGCAGCAAGUUUCUCGUGCUUCCCUUCUCUUUGGUCGCAAGGUCCUCGGAGUGGUCGACUCCACGCCCACCACGGACGAGGCGAGAAUGAGACUCAAGAUGGACCUGUAUCUCAUCCCUCUUGUCAGCCUCAUCUACCUGCUCGCAUUUAUUGACCGGUCGAAUAUUGGGAAUGCUGCCAUUGCCGGCCUCUUGAAGGACCUGAACAUGCACGGUUUCGAUCUCAGCAUCUCCCUCUCCAUCUUCUUCAUAUCCUACAUUGUGUUCGAGAUCCCCGCCAACCUCUUGUGCAAGCGGAUCGGGCCGGCGUGGUUCCUCUCCAGUGCCAUUCUCGGCUUCGGCGUGCUCACCAUCUGCACAGGACUGGUCCGGUCCUUUUCGGCCCUGUGCGGCGUCCGCUUCGUGCUGGGCAUCUUUGAGGCUGGCAUCAUGCCCGCGCUCGUCUACUACCUGUCGCGUUGGUAUACCCAUAGCGAACUGACGUUUCGCGUGUCCCUGUUCAUCAUCUCGGCGGCGCUGGCCGGCGCUUUCGGCGGUCUUCUUGCGUCUGCCAUCCUCUCUAUACCGCAUCUUGGCAGCUUGUACUCAUGGAGACUGAUCUUCCUCAUAGAAGGUAUGUGUCGGCGCAUCAUUUUGAUUGCCGUACUGACGCUGAAAACCGCACCAUGGCUUUCUGCAGAAGAAAAGGUCCUGGCCAAGGCCAGACUGGACGCCGAGAGGUACACCACCGACGAUUCUGUCGCCGAAUUCCGCUGGUCCAAGGUGCGCCUGGGCAUCUGCAAUCCCGUCGUUCUCACCACCACCACCAUUUUCCUCCUCAACAGCAUCACCGUGUACGGCGUUUCCUUCUUCCUGCCCACCAUUGUCAAGACCAUUUUUCCGGAAAAGUCUGUCCGCAUGCAGCAGCUCCUGACCGUCCCGCCGUACUUUGUCGGGGCCAUUGCAUGCGCGCUGACGAGCUUCUGGAGCUGGAAAGCGCAGCAACGCGGUGUCUUUAUGAUCUUCUGCGCGCCGCUGACUGUGGUCGGGUACAUCAUCUUUUUGGCGACAUCAAACCAGCACCUCCGUUACGGGGCGACGUUUUUGCCGUUUCUUGGAAUAUUCACGUACGGCGCGCUGACAAACUCGCACGUCGCGGCCAAUGUGGCCUCGGACACGGCCCGGACUGCUGCCAUUGCUGUCAACGUCAUGGGCUGCAACAUUGGUGGCUUGGUGUCGGCAUGGGCCUAUGUGCCUUCUGAUUCUCCUAAUUAUAGAAUCGGUAAUGGGCUUAAUUUGGCGGCACAAGCAUCCAUGAUUGUCAUUGCGACCGGUCUCUACUAUUGGAUCAAGUACGAUAAUAAACGCCGAGACGACAGACAGGCAAAUCAGCCUGAAGACCUUGAUGUACAGGACAUGGACACGUUGGACUGGAAGCAUCCCAGAUUUAGGUGGCGUAAAUAG
Molecule: messenger RNA, 1815 nt
Organism: Cordyceps militaris CM01
Lineage: Eukaryota; Fungi; Ascomycota; Sordariomycetes; Hypocreales; Cordycipitaceae
Product: MFS transporter, putative
Exons: 7
Coding region: 1-1815 (604 amino acids)
Biological process (GO): transmembrane transport
Cellular component (GO): membrane
Molecular function (GO): transmembrane transporter activity
Source: RefSeq, a predicted model, not a curated record